Messenger RNA from Synchytrium microbalum, 1392 nucleotides. RefSeq lists its product as uncharacterized. Gene Ontology annotation, cellular component: mitochondrial matrix. The transcript is spliced from 7 exons. The coding region runs from base 1 to 1392 and encodes 463 amino acids. Gene Ontology annotation, biological process: carbohydrate metabolic process; tricarboxylic acid cycle; citrate metabolic process. The record is from RefSeq and is a predicted model, not a curated record. NCBI's taxonomy places the organism in Eukaryota, Fungi, Chytridiomycota, Chytridiomycetes, Synchytriales, Synchytriaceae.
AUGUCGUUAACGUUCACCACAAGGGCAGUCGCUCUAAGGAGAGCCAUUCCAAAUGCAUUCAUACCUGGGACGCGUUGUCUAUCCACAAAGACCCAAACUCUCAAGGAAAGGUUACGUGAACUUAUUCCUGAACGACAGGCUGAAGUCAAGGCUGUUCGUAAAGAAUUGGGUGAAAAGUCGUUGGGGAAUACGACUGUUGAUAUGGCUUAUGGUGGUAUGCGAGGAAUCAAGGGUUUGAUAUGGGAAGGGUCGUUGCUUGAUGCUGAAGAGGGUAUUAGAUUCAGAGGAUACACCAUCCCUGAGUGUCAAAAGAUGCUACCAAAAGCUGCAGGUGGCAACGAACCCCUACCAGAAGGUCUCUUUUGGCUGCUCGUAACGGGUGAAGUACCAACACCAGAGCAAGUCAAACAAGUAUCUGCCGACUGGGCAGCCCGUUCCGCAAUCCCCUCAUACGUAGAAGAUAUUCUAGACAGAUGUCCCAACACGCUCCAUCCCAUGAGUCAAUUCUCACUAGCAGUCACUGCCCUACAGAACGAAUCUAGCUUUGCCAAAGCCUAUCAAAACGGUGUCCGCAAGACGGAGUACUGGGACUAUACAUAUGAAGAUGCCAACGAUCUGAUUGCCAAACUACCCAAUAUCGCAGCUAGGAUUUAUAGAAACAUAUACAAGGACGGCAAGGUAGCUGACGUAGACCCAAACUUGGACUAUGGAGCAAACUUCUCCCGCAUGCUUGGAUACACCGAUCCUCAAUUCUUUGAACUGAUGCGACUCUACUUGACAAUCCAUUCAGACCACGAAGGUGGCAACGUAUCUGCCCACGCAACCCAUCUAGUCGGCUCGGCACUCGCAGACCCAUACCUCUCCUUCGCCGCCGGCAUGAACGGUCUCGCUGGUCCACUGCAUGGACUCGCAAACCAGGAAGUAUUACGCUGGAUUAUGAAGAUGCGGGAUGAAAUCGGUACCAAUGUAUCCGACGAUAAAGUAAAGGACUAUAUCUGGAAGACACUUAAAUCUGGACAGGUCAUUCCAGGGUAUGGCCAUGCUGUAUUGCGAAAGACGGAUCCGAGAUAUACAUGUCAGCGUGAAUUCGCUUUGAAGCAUCUACCUGAAGACCCAUUGUUUAAGUUGGUGGGUCAGAUCUUUAAGGCUGCGCCUGGUAUCCUUACAGAGCAUGGAAAGACCAAGAACCCUUGGCCUAAUGUCGAUGCCCACUCUGGCGUUCUUCUGCAACAUUACGGCUUUGUUGAACAGGACUACUACACUGUCCUGUUUGGUGUCUCUCGUGCUUUGGGAGUCAUGACUGGUCUGAUCUGGGAUCGUGCAUUGGGAUUGCCAAUUGAACGACCAAAGUCUUACACAACUGCAGCCAUCAAGACGAUGUUUGCCAAAUAG